AUGUCUUCGACACAUUCCCGCAAUGGGUCGGACGACACGACUGCCACGUCAAUGUCCUACAUUCUCGAGCACGUAUUACAGUACCCAGCCAGCUACGAGAUCCCAUUACGGACCAUGUACACACUCAACUGCGUACCGCGAGCCCAGCCUCUCCCCAAGGAUCUUUCACGCGCGCCAACACCCACCAGCAGCUCUGGCGACUCUUCGCCAGUUGAUGGGAGCUUGGCUUGGACUGGCGCCGAGUCUGCCAGUGUCAGCUUCACGUCGCAGCUCAUGACCCACCUCAACUCGCUGCCCACACAACCUAGCUCGUUACCGCCAACCUUCAUCGUCAACUUUGUUGGCCGGUGCUUCCACGCCUCCCUUGCGCUCGUCGACUUCCCUCAAGCACUAACAUCUCUCGACUACCUGCGGGACUUGGAGAACAGGAGGCGCAGGGAAAUGGUCGCCGCCUUCGAGAGAGUCCACAUUCACGCAGACACAUAUGAGUCCGACAUCGAGAACAUGGCUGAGCGAUUCCCGGGCAUCGCUCUUUGGGUCCGAAACGUAGAAGGCAAAAACAAGAAGGCUGAGGGUUACUACGCUCAGCUGUACCUUGGACUGCGACGAUGGAUCAUGAUCAACGAGCUGUCAAUACAGCCUUUCAACAAGCUCAACUGCGUGGGCAUGCUUAACACCCUGUUGCCUCCUAUGCAAUCGUCAGCAAAACUUCAGUCGCCCAUGUUGAGCCAUGAGAUGCUGAAAGAUGAGCGAGACGCGUUCUUCGACUACAUUCGCGAAGUGCAGAAGAAAGGCCCUUCCGUCCUUGAGCAGGUUGUCAACUUGCACAAAGCCGGAGAUGAGGAGACCGGUUGGCCAGCUGUACAGAGGUCAGUCGACAAGUACCUGAGAGUAGCCAAGAACAUGAUCGACGAUUGCUUGGCCACGACAGGUCCGGAGUCAUUCCGGGGCUAUGCGGAAGAACCCAGGAAAGGCAAGAAGACUGACUCUGGUGUGAGCUUCGGAUCAGAACGUCGACCAAGCGUCAACUCGAGCUUGCACGAGACGCCAAUGCCCGAGCCGCCAACCAUCUAUGCACCUGCUCCCAAGGGUCUCAGCACAAUUGAGAGGAUAACCCGCGAGUUCAAGCGCAUGCGAGUCAAGCCGAGGCCAGAAGUAGACGAAAUCAUCCAAAUCAACCAGGAUACCACUGCCGAUCACCAACCCCAAUCUUCCGACAACAAGGUCAAAGCACUCAAGAAAGCCCGAUCAUUAGCCAGCCUGCGUCUACGCGGCAACGGCAGUUCGGUAUCUUUAGUAAGCCGAAAAGGCAGCGAUGUCGCUGCCUUCAACCCCAAAGAAAUGAAGAAGCACCGUCAGAUGUACGACGCUUCGAUCAACAAGAGCGGGUGA
Dothidotthia symphoricarpi CBS 119687 is the source of this 1392-nucleotide messenger RNA. RefSeq lists its product as uncharacterized. NCBI's taxonomy places the organism in Eukaryota, Fungi, Ascomycota, Dothideomycetes, Pleosporales, Dothidotthiaceae. The transcript has 2 exons. The record is from RefSeq and is a predicted model, not a curated record. The coding region runs from base 1 to 1392 and encodes 463 amino acids.